CCAAAGAGAAUCUCUUCCAGCUCCCGCUGGCAGGCUGAGGCCCUCCGGAGCCCAGAGAGCCAGAGCAGGAGCCGGUAGGGUUAUCUGUGUGAGGAUCAUUUCCAGGGGAAGAGUUCUGGCCCCUGACAGGUAACGGCUGGGCAGAGGAGAAGAGAGCAGAGAAGAGAGCGCUGCACAACUCCUAGGCUGGCCCCGGCUCCUUGGGAGCUGACCAAGUUGGAGGAAGGCUCUGUACUUUCAGCGCUCCCCACAGGAUAUCCCCUCUCACCUUGGCAGCCAGGCUGAGAAAGGGCUCCAGGGUCCCCGCGGAAUGACAACUUGUGUUCCUGCAACCCUCUCUAUCCUUCUCCUCUGGACCCUGCCAGGGCAGGUCCUCCUCAGGGUGGCCUUGGCAAAAGAGGAAGUCAAAUCUGGGACCAAGGGGUCCCAGCUCAUGUCUCCCUCUGAUUUCUUGGACAAGCUUAUGGGGCGGACAUCUGGAUAUGAUGCCAGGAUUCGGCCCAAUUUUAAAGGCCCGCCCGUGAACGUGACCUGCAACAUCUUCAUCAACAGUUUCGGCUCUGUCACUGAGACUACCAUGGACUACCGGGUGAAUGUCUUCUUGCGGCAGCAGUGGAAUGACCCGCGCCUGGCCUACCGAGAAUACCCUGAUGACUCAUUGGACCUCGAUCCUUCCAUGCUGGACUCUAUCUGGAAACCAGACCUGUUCUUUGCCAAUGAGAAAGGGGCCAACUUCCAUGAGGUGACCACGGACAACAAGUUACUGCGCAUCUUCAAGAAUGGGAAUGUGCUGUACAGCAUCAGGCUGACCCUCAUUUUGUCCUGCCCGAUGGACCUCAAGAACUUCCCCAUGGACAUCCAGACCUGCACGAUGCAGCUGGAGAGCUGUAAGUGUCCCCGGAGAGUCACUGAGCAAGGUCUGGGAUCCCAGCUACUUAACCCCAUCCCGUGA
This is a messenger RNA of Rhinolophus ferrumequinum (greater horseshoe bat), 952 nucleotides long. Its product is annotated as glycine receptor subunit alpha-4. NCBI's taxonomy places the organism in Eukaryota, Metazoa, Chordata, Mammalia, Chiroptera, Rhinolophidae. The transcript is spliced from 5 exons. The record is from RefSeq and is a predicted model, not a curated record. Gene Ontology annotation, molecular function: glycine binding; transmitter-gated monoatomic ion channel activity; chloride channel activity. Gene Ontology annotation, biological process: chemical synaptic transmission; regulation of membrane potential; chloride transmembrane transport. Gene Ontology annotation, cellular component: neuron projection; synapse; plasma membrane. The coding region runs from base 311 to 952 and encodes 213 amino acids.